GCAGAGCGGAUAUCCGGCGCAGUCUCUGGCUGACGUGUCCUUGCUGGCGGGUUUAGAGUAGCUGUUGGAGCUGGGACAUUCAGUGAGCUGGAUACCGGCACGGUGAGAGCGGGGGAGCAGGGCUCUGCUAUGGAGCGGGGAGGGGGGGGUCUCUCCUGGGGGAAUGGCACUGAUAUAUAGGGACAGAGAGCCAUAGGGGACACUUAUUGGUGUUACACCUCAGCCAGGGCUCAUACAGCCAGGGCCUGCAGGAGCUCUGUUACAAUGUAUCUAUUAAUGGAAUCCUAUAAUGUGUAGUCCCUGUCCCUGCUCUCUGUAUUCUGUGGGUGGAGGGGUCAGCCAUUGUUCCAUUCUGUGACAGACAGCCCAGGGGUUCUCCAGUUUAGAUGUAUAACAUGUCACUCAGAUACUGCUUUAUAAAGGAGUUUGUCAUGUGGAGAUAUUGAGAUCUCUUUAUAAGGCAGUCAUGGUAUCUCCUCUGUGGGGUAUAGGACCCUUUCAUCUCUAAGUGACUGUAUGAGUAAAAACAAAAAAAUGGUUGGGGUGUGUGUGUAUAUAUCUUAAAUUGUAUUUAAUUUUUUUUAAAUAGGUCAUCUUUUUGGGUCCCCCCCCAAGAUGAACAGCCAAUAGUCACUGGUACACUUGUGCUUUACACACACCACCUGGGGGUGAUUCAAACCUAAGAGCUGAUAACAUUGCCUGUCCAAGAGUGACACAUCAGCGUUACAUUGGAAUGAUGAUGCUGCAGAGCAGGGGGUCCCUAUUUAAAAUCGCAGCUUUUGGGAUUGAAUUAUUUAUAUAUUUAUAUUUUUUUUUUAUGGAGGCCUGGAUCCUUGGUUGGACACCCUGUAAACUAUCAAGAAUUCUUAGAUGCUUUAUUAAGUGUUUUUUUUUUUUUUUCACCCCCCCUCCCCCAAACACACACCUUCUUAUUUGAGGAAUGCUAACCUUUUAAGCAGACAUGUAAUAACAUUCUGACCAUGUUUAUUUGUGAUUUCUUGCAGAUGAGGGUGUUGUUUCUUGCGUUUUUGGGUCUCCUGGUAGUUGUCCAGUGUGAAGAAGGAGCCAGGUUACUGGCUUCAAAGUCUCUUCUCAAUAGAUAUGCUGUAGAAGGGAAAGACUUGACUCUGCAAUAUAAUAUCUACAAUGUUGGAUCCAGGUAUGGACAAUUUAUUAUUCAUAACAACUGCAAUCCUAACACAGAAAAUUGUCAGAUUUAUACAUUUUAUGUGCUAAUCAUGUGGCGAACAUGAAGCAAUAAUGUAGUGACCUUGUUAUGAUUCCUUUAGAUCUUACUCUAGGAGACGGUUCACCAAACUCUGGUCCUCCCAGAUGUUGCUGAACUACAACACCCAUGAUUCUUUGAUGGAAGUAAAUUGCUAGAGAAUCAUGGGAGUCAUAGAUAAGCAACAUCUGGAGGAGCACAGUUUGGAGAAGCCUGCUCUAGGAUAAAGAUUGGUAACGUUGGCAUCCUGGAUGUGUAUUUGAAAUACUACACUACGCUCAACCAGCUUUUAUAUUGACUGCAUCAUGGGUAAUAUAGUUUAGACCAAGCAUAAGCAACCUUCGGCACUGCAGAUGUUUUGAACUACACCUCUCAUGCCAGCAUUAUGGGUGUAAGAGCAUUAUGGGGAUGUAGUUCACUACAUCUGGAGUGCUGAAGGUUGCCUACCACUGGUUUAGACACUGCAGGGUUAUUUGCUAAAGUAAGAAUUUAAAGUGAUUUGUAAGGCCAGGGUACUUGAUCAGGAGCAAAUUGGCUAUUUUGGCCCAAAAUUUGAAAGUCACUUUCAGUUAUUACUGUAGUGAAUAACUCUGCUGAUGUGACAAGAGGCGUGUUCUAGAAGGUUAUAGAUUGCUAGAUAGUACACAUUCAAAGCUGUCAAAGUUCUAGUGACAGUAGAAUUUAGCAGGAUUAUUUGAAGGUGCACUAGCGUUGCGAAUACAAAAAGUUUACUUACCGUUCAGGACUGCUUACCUUUACUCUCCCAGCAAUGUCACGGGUAGACAGGGUCACUUUUGUGAUGGGCUAGUCCAGUACUCCUCGUAGCAGUGUGGACCUAAUGCGCAUGCACAAGGGAGUGCAGAGCGUGCAUUCAAACAUUUCCGUGGGAAAGCAUUGAAUUAAUGUUAGUUGUCGAGGAUUCAAGUUAAAUUCGCUCUGCUUCCAGUUUGACUCUUUUGGUCUAAAAUUUGAAUUUCUCUUUGAAUUCGUUACAAUUUUCACAUUUAUAAAUUAACCCUGUGUGCUAGAAGCAUUAGCCUUAGGGCUUGGUAUCUUCAGACUCAAAUGUUAAUGCUACCGUAAUAUCCCACUACAUAUUCUCCGUACAGCGAUACAUUCUUACAACUGUUCUAUAUCACCUGUGUUGUUUGUUUUGUGGGGUUUUUUUUGUUUUGUUUUUCCUCUUUUAUACACUGGACACUGCAUGCCAUUAAAGGAACAACAUGAGCUCAUAGGAAUAACAGAGGGCAGGAGUGGUACAGGCUUUUCUUGUCUUCUGGGUUUGAACCAUUUUUUCUAUCAGUUUAAUACCAAAUUUGGUCCCCUGGCACCUGACACAACUUUCUCAUUGAUCCUGUCGUAUGAGGAAUGUUUGUUGGGUGGCCAGUGAUGGGACAAGAUAAGCAAAAUAAUGCUCUCAGCCUAACACCCCCUUCUUUCUGUUUGCAGUGCUGCCUUAGAAGUGGAGCUGUCAGAUGAUUCCUUCCCUCCUGAAGACUUUGGAAUAGUGUCCGGUAUGCUGAAUGUUAAAUGGGACAGAAUUGCACCGUAUCUUUUUUUUUAACUUUUUUUUUUGUGUGUGUGUGUUUGUCUCUUGGAAUGACAGGCAUUUUCAGUGACUUUAUGUAAAAGCAUUAUGUAGCACUGUAAGAGAACUUUAAAUAGACAAAUAUGGAAAAGUUGUGAUGUGUGUGUGUGCACUAUACUAGGUUGCGCUUAACAGUAAUAAAUGUGUACUAGUCAAACAAUACACCUACACCCCAUAAACAAAAGGUCCAAAUUGUUGUUGUGCCUUGUUCUUUUAACUAGUCUAAAGUAGGUCCUUAUGGGAAGUAACUUCUUACAAGAUGGUCAUUUUAGUAAUGGCAGUUUUCCUCAAUAAGUCAACCUAUGGAAUAGGUAACGAAAACAAACACAAAAUAUAUCUCUGAUGGUGUAGUAAUUUCAAUAUGUGUCGUAUUUGUAUAAAGAGAAACCGAAAUGCACUCCGAAAUAAAGAACUAUCAACUAACUUAAGGCCAACAGCAUGUAGUGAUCCAUUCCUCGCUUAGGAAAUGGUAGAAAUGUACACAUUCAGAGCAGGCCGCGUGGAGAGGUGUGAUCUUGACCAUAGAUUGAUGAGGCAUCUUAUCAGUGAUAUGUGGAGAUAAGUACACAAAUGAAAUAGCGCUAGUGUAGUAUUUUAAUAUGUGAUGGUCUAGGUGAAAAGUCACACACUUCCAGUCAGUAUGAAGAAACCAGCAUGGAUCGGUAUAUUACUUUGAUGGGAAAACUAGUGUGAAGUGUCCCUUUAUGUUGUAACUGUACCUGAAGUGCACAUAGUGCUCUUAGUAUCUGAAUGCUGUAGCUUGGCAUUUGAAAGUAUAAUUCUGGCUAUUGGGUCCUUAACCAGCAUUUAUGCAGUGCAAGCAACGUAUCCCACACCGUGGUACUGAGACCACUGAAAGCUGGCUAUUUUAACUUCACAUCUGCCACAGUCGCCUACCUGGCCCAGGAAGGAGCACAAGUAGUGGUGAGUAAUCUGAUAUACAUUGGAAAUAUCUGA
Pelobates cultripes (western spadefoot toad) is the source of this 3770-nucleotide messenger RNA. The record is from the annotation of a GenBank genome assembly. Lineage: Eukaryota; Metazoa; Chordata; Amphibia; Anura; Pelobatidae.